AUGGCUGCUGUGGGGCGAGGUGGGGUAGUUGGUUGGACAAUACUGAUGCUGUUGGCCCUUGCAGCUGGGGCACUGCCAGAUCAGCAAAGUUUAACAUGGCUCAAGGACCUGCAUAGAUCGCAGCUGGUAUCGCCGAUGAUGCGCCGCGACGAGUCGCGUGCCUUUUUCAAUAGUUCGCACGACUAUUACACCAUGGCCCUUCAAAGCAAUGCUGAUGCCAAUGACUAUUGGCAGCAGCGCGAUGAUUCGUGGCACGCCAUUCGCCUCGAGCGCCUCAUGUACCUUGAUGUGGAUCUUCCUUUUGCUUUUCCUUUUUAUGGAGUCAAGACCCAUAGCGUGGCCAUCACGAGCCUUGGCAUGAUCUCUAUCGUGGAUGGUGACUUGCCCCCCGUUGUCUCGGCCUAUUUUGCUGGACCUCUGCAUGCCGAUUUCGCCCCCAGCAACACCACGACGGGCCCAAACGUGUAUUAUCGUUUGCACCGCGACUACUUGGCGGUUCAAUGGGUGAAUAUGGAGGUUCGAAAUGGCACCACUUUUCUCGCCGGCCAGGUCUUUGAAUUUCAAGCCAUUCUUGAGCGAACGGGCUACAUGCAGUUUUACUACAAAUCAAUUCCCGUCAAUGUCAAUCAGCUGCAAACUUCGAUGCAUUCGAGCGGCAACGUACCCGUUGAGGCUGGCCUACAAGAUUCGUACAAGCGUGUCUAUAGCAUCAACGGCGAACGAGUGGAAGUCCACUAUGAAUAUCACUCGGUUGUCAUUCCCAAAGCUCAGAUCACUUCAGGCACUCUGGUGCUGCUCAACGCUUUACCUAGCCUAGUGGAAUAUCAGUUCUCGUGGCCAGGCAGUGAUUUUGGCCCCGAUUGUGUGCUCUCCCUGGCGAUUCGACUCGAUGUCGAUGUGGAGGAAAUCCAAGAUCUAACAUUUGACGCUGCGGUGCACGAGGUAACCUUCAACAUCAACGUCACCCGGCCUCAGGUGGACGCUUUCGAGGCAAUCCUGCUCCUGAAUUCCAACCUCACCUGCGACGAUGCAGCCGGCGCCCGCAUGUCCUAUCGCAUCAAUUCGGUUGAAACCACAAUAUUGGAAUCAGCUACAACCAGUUCAAGCAGUCCCUGGUCGACGCUCAACGUUGUUCUGCUCAGUUGCGGCGUGGUCUUGGCCGUCAUCAUGCUGGCUCUUUUAUUUGUCGUCAUGCAUGCUUACCGCAACCCAACAUCACCGCUGGGUCAAUUUGUCAUCAGUCAUCGCCGCUGCGCGGCAUGCUGUGGAUCCAGGGAAAACGAAGAACCCGCCGCUCUUCGGCAUGAGGAUCGAGAGGCUUUGCAGCCUGAAUUGGACGAAGUGGAUGAGCAAGAAGUUUGA
Messenger RNA from Monosiga brevicollis MX1, 1362 nucleotides. RefSeq lists its product as uncharacterized. The coding region runs from base 1 to 1362 and encodes 453 amino acids. Lineage: Eukaryota; Choanoflagellata; Craspedida; Salpingoecidae. The record is from RefSeq and is a predicted model, not a curated record. The transcript has 12 exons.